AUGGCCCCAAAGACGGGCAAGGCAGCGACGAAGACGAAGGAAGGCAAAGAUCUGCUUUGGGUGCGGGAGCAGCUGGAGAAAAUCUCGGCUCAGCUCUCUGCCGGCCCUCCGUGGCUUUCAGAGCCACACUCUUGGCACCAGGAGCAGCUGCGAGAGCUUCAAGCUCGCCUGGAGGAAGGCGGGCUUCAGAGCCUUUCCAGCGAGCUGCGGGAAGGCGUCGAGUUCUACCUCUCUCAGUUCGAGGACGGACAGUCGGUCUCAGAGGAGGAGUUCUACCUAGACCAGGAGCUCUAUUGUGAGCUGCAGCCGAAAGCGCCAGAGCCCGAGCAGCCCUACAGCAGGGCAUCGGCAUCAGAGGCAGAGCUGAAGCUUUGCGAAGAGCUGAAAAGUUGGGUGGACACCACUCCCCAUGGUCUGAGCAAGCUCCAGAAGCUACUGGAGAAGCACAGCCACUGUGCAGAAGUCCAGGAAGUCGGUCUGACUCGCUUGGGUGGACUGCUGGCUGAGGUGAAGGCAGGGGGCAGCGCAGUGCCCUCCGGUUCUGGAUUCAGCCCUGGAUCGGUGUGCCCGGUCGUGUUGGAGGCCAUGACCCGCUUUCCUCGCGAUGCCGGCGUCCAACGAGUCGCGUGCAGUGUGCUGAGAGGCAUCGUCGUGACUGACGGUGGCUGCACAGUAGUGGCGGAUGCUGGCGGAGCUGCGCGUGCAGUAGAUGCCAUGAAAGCCCACUUGGUCGACCCGGAGGUGUGCCGCAUGGGAGCAGCAGUUCUCUACGCAAUGGUCCAGAAAACGGAUCCGGCUUCCCCCGAAAGGCUGAUGAUGCGCACCACAAAGGCCCACCAGGUACUUGCCGAGGCUCUGCAGUACCACCCGACCGACCGAGCGCUCGACCGAGCAUGUCGCGUGACCAUGCCAGAAUUGAAAGGCUGA
Symbiodinium sp. CCMP2456 is the source of this 927-nucleotide messenger RNA. NCBI's taxonomy places the organism in Eukaryota, Dinophyceae, Suessiales, Symbiodiniaceae. The record is from the annotation of a GenBank genome assembly.